AUGAAUCAGAAUUUAACCUAUACUACAUAUACGACAGACCCUCGAACCCCGCAGGGGCAACAGGGGAUGUCUUUUCAUCCUUCUUCUUAUCAAUCUUCAACAUAUACUACAUCAUCCACUGCCCCAUUCCAUUCGUCGAGCUCUACUGCUUUUAUUCCAAACAAUACGAUUACGUUAGAAAACGGAAUAGGAUGCGGCAUUAUUGAAAGGAGCAUUGAAGAAGUUUAUAAGCUGCAACAAGCUCCGCUGACUAGCCGUGGUCAAGUUAGUCAAACGCAGAUGCGUUUGUCGUCUGAUAAUGAUGAAAAAAGGAUUUCUCAGCUUCUUGACACCUACUUCAUAGAGCAACCUGCUCCGUCAACAUCCACCUGGGCAACACCCAGUCACCAAACAGUUCAAGUACAAUCGAGUCAAGCACUGCAAGGUGUCCAAACAUUGCAGGUGGCUCAGCUACAACCACAAAUCUCUUAUACGGGAGGAACACUCGUUACUACUAAUGUGAAAGGGGUUGGGGUGAAUAUGAAUUUGAAGGUUGCACCAGUUUCUCCCGACAAGGCUGAGAAAGAGCGCCUAAAGAAGGCGCGCCAAGCGGAAGCUGCUCGAAUGAGAUAUCAUCGUUUGACGCCUGCAGAGAAGCGCGAGUUGAACCUCAAAAGAACCUUAGCUCAAAAGAGGAAAAGACAACGGGAAAAGGAGUUAGAAGAGUUGGAGUCUAUUCUCAGAGAGACUAACGACAUACAGGAAGAUCCUGACAUUACCGAACAACUCCGAGAGAAAAGAAUGAGAGCCAAGUGGGCAGAAGCCGCACGACAAAGAUAUGCACGCAUGACCCCGGAAGAACGGCGUGCUCAUAAUAACCGCCGACGUAUGCGUCAGAUGCAGAAUGCAUUGGCGGCUGUGAAGGCUGCUGGAGGAACUGGUGAUCCUAUUAAAGAUGAAGAAGCAGUCAGAGCUCACAUUAAGGCACAAAAUGCCAAAAAGGCGGAAGCAGCGCGACAGAGGUAUCAUCGGAUGACUGAGGAAGAAAAGCGAAUCUACAAUCAGCGACGCACAGAAGCGUUUAGACGGCGCAGAAUGGAGGAAGAGAUGUUGCUAGCUAUGCCAAUCGGUCGAAUCAAUGGAGAAGCUCUGGACAGGGCCCAACAGAUUGUUGUACGUAAUGCAAAACGGGCAGAGGCGGCACGCUUGCGGUAUCAGCGCAUGACCCCGGACCAAAGAAAGUCAUAUAACCAAAAGAGAUACACACCGAAGCGUAAGCGCCUUGAAGGUAUGGACUCUAUGAUGUCCUCUAGUGGUGGAUCGUUGUCGGGAUCUUGUAAAAAGGAGGAAGACGCUUUGUCGGCCAUCGAACGAGAUGUUUUGAAGAAGACUCAACAAGCGCAGCAGGCCAUAAUGAGGCAACAACGACAGUCUGUACAAGUGCUGUCACAACCAGUAACCACAACCUCUACCCCUCAAGGAGUCCAAGGUGGAACAUACAUAAUACAACAGGGUACCUCAACUCCAGUUACACAUAUCGGGCAAAAUCAGGUGCAACAGAUCCAGUUAACUCCUUCAAACGGUGUGACUCAUCAACAGGGACAACAAGGUGGUCAUGUAACUGUAGCACAGCAACAAAUGCCGUCCUCGUCGGGACAUUUGGUUGUACAACAUCAAGCUCCUACCACAUCUGGUGGUCAACAGCUUGUACAUCAACAGGCAGCCCCUCAACAAAUCACCUACACGACUAGUGGCAUGAUGAUUAGUAGCUGGUUUUGUUUGAUUUUUGUUACAAAUGUUCGGUUUCCAUACCUCGAAGCCACCACUUCAACCACGUCUGUUACUGAACGUGCAGCGGCAGAGGGUUUUAUUAUAUUGAUUAUGUGUGCCUGUUUGCAGUAUCUUGCUAUUCCAUUUGGUAUUGUUAAAAAGUCAAUCUAUCGUAUCGGGAUCACGCUUUUUAAAAGUCGUAUGAACCAACAUCCGAUUUAUAUAACCGCGGGGUCUCCGAGAGAGAGUGCUUCUCCUCACAGUCGAAUUCUGGAGACAUUGACACCGGCGGAGGUUUCUACGUUUUCACAGUCGAACCUUUCCUUUCAUCCGCAGACCACAACUUAUUAUUCACCUGCUCCUACUACGUUCCACGCGAAUUCAAGCACUCUGUUUUCGAACGACAGGAAAAAUGAAUAUCUUUUGGUCUCAUCGAACAUUAUGUCGUCAUCAACAUCUUCUGAGUUAAGUCCGCAAGGAUCACUCCAAAGUCGACUACCAGAGUUAGCUACGUCCUUAACUACCUCUGAUAAUGGCAUGCUUACGUCUACGGUCACAUUGUCGAAAGAACAUCCAGCAGUCGCUCAAGCAGAUCAAAUGAAUGCCUUCAUUGAUACGUAUUUUGUCGAACACGCCCCGAGCACUUCCUCUCAAGACAUGGACAGUGUGCAUCAAGAUCAUGAUGACUUCGACCAUGUUCAAUCGAUUGAUGAGGAACUGGAUGCAAUGAAAAAGAAGCAGAGAGUUGAGCAAAUGCGUAGAGAAAAGGAUAGAAAGGAAUUAGAUGACUUGCUGCGUGAUUCAAGCGAGGGAGAGAUUGAUCUUCAGAAAUACAGAGAGCAGAGGUCGAAAAUGCGACGUGCUGAAGCGGCACGUUCACGUUACCAGCGUAUGAGUGAAGCAGAGCGAAAGGUUUAUAACCAACGUCGACGACUUCGAGCGUUGGGGCUGGAUCCAGACAUGCCUAAAGGCUCAUUUAUUGACAAUGAAGCAAUACGAGAACAUAUAAAAAUGGCGAAUGCCAAGAAAGCAGAAGCUGCACGUCUGAGGUACCAUCGAAUGACGGUUGAGGAGAAACGAGAGUACAACCAACGACGUACAGAAUCGUUCCGCAAACGGAGACUCGAGGAGGAAAUUCUUCUUUCGACACCAGCUGGUCGAAUUUCUGCGGAGGCAUUGCAGAAGGCUCAACAAAUUAUGAUAAGAAAUGCUCGUAAGGCUGAAGCAGCAAGGGCUCGUUAUCAGAAAAUGUCUCCAGAGCAACGAAAGGAGUACAAUAUGCGACGUGCACAGGCAAAGAAGAUGAGAGCAAUGAGUCGUGAGAAUCGAAGUCUCAUGAAUUCAAAUUGUUCAAUAGUAUCAGGCGAUCUGGGCGAUUCAUCUGGACUGAACUCAUCUUUCGAAGGUAACAACACAGUGUCGUUGUUGGAUUCAAGCGAUAUUUCAUCGGCUGUAGAACAUCUUAAUUCUAAUUCUCAGAUAUCGCAUUCGACGGAUGACAUCUUUGAACAAAUGGAGCGUGAGGUUAUUAAGCGGACGAAGCAGGCCCACAUGGCUUUAGCUCGUCAACAACAACAACAGUCGCAGACGAACCGUUUCCCUUCGUCAGUUGAUCAACAUCUUAUCGAGAGUGACACAGUUUUGAUCACCAAUGAUGGACAUAUUGUGGAUGACAAGUGUUUUGUGCAGCCUUCACAAUUGAUCGACGAAAAAGCGCUCCACGACAUGUUACUCACAGGGCUGGACGCUAAUGGUCAGCCGGUGGAAUUGCGAACUGUCGAUGGAACAUUGAUUCGUGGAGAAGAACAACUACGCGCUAUAACAAAUGGUCAACCCUUCCUCAUACAUCCGCAACCUUUGCCUAUCUCAAGUGUUGAAGAACAAGGGAAGGCACUGACGUUUUCCAAUGGCCAGGAUCAGAUCGAACUUGUUUCUUCUUCAUCCUCUAUGGUUCUGGAACCGUCUAAUGCCCUUUAUGCCUCGCAUGAAAUUGUCAUUGAUGACAUGCCGGAAUCAUCGCAAACAAAUAUCCGUUUUCAACCUCAACCACAACCUGAGUCACUUCGUCGGGUUCUCCCCGUAUCUAUGGGUUCGGGGGACGGCAACACUCGAAGUUUAACCGUGGCCGAGCGGAACGAGAUCAGUAAAGCGAAGAGAGCGGAGAGGGCGCGAAUACGGUACCACAGCAUGCGACCUGAACUACGGCAGCAACAAAAUGCGAAACGUGCGGAACUGUUGCGAAAGGCAAGACAACGUGAUGAAGAAUUGUGUCAUCUUGCCGAAACGUGCCAACUCGACACCCUCGACGAGGAAACCCGACGUGCAAUUGCUGAGGCACAGAUGAGGCGAGCGAGAAGGGCUGAGCAGGCCAGAGCGAAGUAUCAUAGAAUGAACUGUGAGGAACGUAGACAGUACAAUGCAAUGCGUGAUGCACAAAGACGUCAGAGGAAACGUGCUCAAGAAGAAGCUCGCCAACGAGCGCAAAUGAACGAGGUAUUGACCACUGAGACAGGUCUCAGCCCUGCAUCUGGUUUGUCACCUACAAAUGAUUCGAUCUCGCAGGACAAUCACGGCCUGUCGCCAGGAGAUGGGGAACCUGGUCAGAUUAUUUAUUCAACAUACGAGAUGUAUCAGGAGCCGAUGACGCGAUGGGAGCACUAG
Necator americanus (New World hookworm) is the source of this 4410-nucleotide messenger RNA. RefSeq lists its product as uncharacterized. The transcript has 42 exons. The coding region runs from base 1 to 4410 and encodes 1469 amino acids. The record is from RefSeq and is a predicted model, not a curated record. Lineage: Eukaryota; Metazoa; Nematoda; Chromadorea; Rhabditida; Ancylostomatidae.